Molecule: messenger RNA, 3418 nt
Organism: Cajanus cajan (pigeon pea)
Lineage: Eukaryota; Viridiplantae; Streptophyta; Magnoliopsida; Fabales; Fabaceae
Product: receptor-like protein kinase HSL1
Biological process (GO): protein phosphorylation
Molecular function (GO): protein kinase activity; receptor serine/threonine kinase binding; ATP binding
Source: RefSeq, a predicted model, not a curated record
UUACUCAAAGCGUUACCGUUAUUGAUCAGAACCCAAACAUGCAGAAGAAAGGUGAAAAUUCUCGUGUGCGACACUUUUCGAGUUUCGAUCCGAUUAAGAUUUUCCAAAUCCAAGACAGAAAGAGUUGGUGGGACCCACCUUCUUCCAAAUAUACUAACAGUCACAAAUAUACAAAGAAGUGAAACAAAACAAACGAACACUCCGAACAGAAGAAACACUAUCAUUACCAUGAUAUUUGUGUUUGUUCUGUGGCUCUUUCUCUUUCUCUCUCCUCUCUCUCUCUCUCUAACCCAAGACGGCCUUUUCCUCCUUGAAGCCCGGCGCCGCCUCUCCGACCCGGAAAACGCCCUCUCCUCGUGGGACGCCUCCGCCGCCACCCCAUGUCGGUGGCGCGGAGUCUCCUGCCACCCUCUCACCGCCGCCGUCGCCGCCGUCAACCUCUCAAACCUCGGCCUCUCCGGCCCCUUCCCCGCCGUGCUCUGCCGCCUCCCCUCCCUCUCCGCCCUCACUCUCUCCUUCAACCUCAUCAACUCCACCCUCGCCGACGCCGCCGCAUGCAGCCGCCUCCGCCACCUCGACCUCUCCCAAAACAACCUCGUCGGCCCCAUUCCGCCGUCCCUCGCCGCCAUCACCCCCCUCCGCCACAUCGACCUCUCCGGCAACAACCUCACCGGCGACAUUCCGGCGAGCCUUGGAGAACUCCCUCACCUCGAAUCCCUCUUCAUUGUGAGCAACCUUCUCAGCGGAACCAUCCCCUCCUCUCUCGGAAACCUCGCUUCGCUUAAACACCUUCAACUCGCUUAUAACCCUUUCUCGCCUAGUCGAAUACCGAGUCAACUCGGCAACCUCACCGAACUCGAAACGCUCUUUCUCGCUGGCUGCAACCUUGUGGGACCCAUUCCUGAGUCUCUCAGUAACCUCGUUGGCUUAACGAACCUCGACUUGUCGCAGAAUAGCCUCACCGGUUUCGUUCCACGGUGGCUCACGCGCCUCAAGCGCGUGAACCAAAUCGAGCUUUAUAAAAACAACCUCUCUGGGGACUUGCCCGAAGGAAUGUCGAACAUGACGAGUUUGAAAUUCUUCGACGCGUCGAGUAACGAGUUGACUGGGACGAUUCCCGCCGAGUUGUGCGAGUUGCCACUCGCGUCGUUGAACUUAUAUGAGAACAAACUCGAAGGCUCUUUGCCGAGGGUUAUUGCGCGUUCUCCCAAUCUUUAUGAACUCAAAUUGUUUAGCAACAAACUCGUUGGGACGUUGCCGAGUGAUUUGGGGAGUAACUCGCCGUUGAACCACAUCGAUGUUUCGUUUAACUCGUUUUCCGGGGAGAUUCCGGCGAACCUCUGUCGGCGGGGGGAGUUUGAGGAGCUGCUCCUGAUAUACAAUUCGUUUUCCGGGGAAAUUCCGGCGAGUCUCGGGGGUUGCAAGAGUUUGAAGAGGGUUCGGUUGAGGAACAAUAACCUCUCUGGAAGUGUUCCUGAUGGGUUCUGGGGUUUGCCCCAUUUGUAUUUGCUUGAGCUUUUGGAUAAUUCUCUUUCUGGGCACAUUUCCAAGGCUAUUUCUGGUGCUUACAAUUUGUCAAAUUUGUUGCUUUCGAAUAACCGGUUUUCUGGGUCGAUUCCUAAGGAAAUUGGGUUGUUGGAUAGCCUUGUGGAGUUUGCUGCUAGUAAUAAUAAUUUUUCGGGUUGGAUUCCGGGGAGUAUGAAGAAGUUGAGCCAGUUGGUUAAUGUUGAUCUUAGUUAUAAUCAGCUUUCUGGAGAGCUUUUUGGUGGAAUUGGUGAAUGGAGUAAGGUCACUGACAUUAAUCUGUCAAAUAAUAGGUUAAAUGGAAGUGUUCCAAGUGAAUUAGGAAGCUUGCCUUUGCUUAAUUAUCUUGAUCUUUCUUGGAACAAUUUCUCUGGGGAGAUUCCGUUGCAUUUGCAGAAUUUGAAGCUUUCUGAGUUGAAUUUGUCUUACAACCAGCUUUCUGGGGAUAUUCCUCCCCUUUAUGCCAAUGACAAGUAUAAGACGAGUUUUAUAGGGAAUCCUGGCCUCUGUGGUCAUCUUUUUGGGCUUUCUGAUUGUUCUGGUAAGAGUAGGAAUUGGAGGUAUAAGUGGAUUUUGGGGUCCAUGUUUGUGUUUGCUGGAGUUGUGUUCAUUAUCGGGGUGGCAUGGUUUUACUUUAGGUUCAAGAAGGUGAAGAAACCGAAGAAAAGGUUCAGCACUUCGAGGUGGAAGUCGUUUCACAAGCUUGGGUUUAGUGAGUUUGAGGUUGGUAAAUUACUGAGUGAGGACAAUGUGAUAGGAAGUGGAGCAUCUGGGAAGGUGUAUAAGGUGGUGUUGAGCAAUGGUGAGGUGGUGGCUGUGAAGAAAUUGUGUGGAGCACCUAGGAAUGUUGAUGAAAGAGUUGGUUCGGGGAAAGAUGAAUUUGAUGCAGAAGUUGAGACGCUGGGGAGGAUUAGGCACAAGAAUAUUGUGAGGUUGUGGUGUUGCUGCAACAGUGGGGAUCACAGGCUUUUGGUAUAUGAAUACAUGCCAAAUGGGAGCUUGGCUAAUUUGUUAAAGGAUAGAAAGAAGAGCUUGUUGGAUUGGCCAACCAGGCAUAAAAUUGCUCUUGAUGCUGCUGAGGGGCUUUCUUAUUUGCACCAUGACUGUGUCCCUCCCAUUGUUCAUAGAGAUGUCAAAUCCAACAACAUUUUGGUGGAUGGGGAGUUUGUGGCAAAAGUUGCAGAUUUUGGAGUUGCCAAAAUGGUUACUGGACUCAGCCAAGGGACACAAACAAUGUCUGGGAUUGCAGGAUCUUAUGGCUACAUUGCACCAGAAUACGCUUAUACUCUGAGGGUUAAUGAGAAGUGUGAUAUAUAUAGCUUUGGCGUGGUCAUUUUGGAGUUGGUAACUGGAAGACCCCCUAUUGACCCAGAAGAGUAUGGUGAGAAUGAUUUGGUGAAAUGGGUUUCCUCUGCAUUGGAACAUGAAGGACUGGAUCAUGUGAUUGAUCCUACAUUGGACUCCAAAUACAGGGAAGAAAUCAACAAGGUAUUGAGUAUAGGGCUUCAUUGUACCACUUUCGUUCCAACAGCUCGCCCUACAAUGAGAAAAGUGGUUAAAAUGCUUCAGGAAGCAACUUCAGUUACCAAAUGUAAGGGUGAAAUACCAUGUUACAAUGAAGGCCCGUCUCAUAGUAUCAGUGAAGUGUAGUUAAUAGUUAAAUUGAACAAUGUGCUCAGAAAUGCUCAACUUUUUCUAUUGCGUAGUGAGAAGGGUGAAACAUUGAAGAUAUCAACAACUUAGUAUCAUAAUACAUAGUAUAGGAGACUGACUAGAAUCGCUUUUGUUUCGGGGGAUAGUACUUAGAUUUUGCAGCAAUUGUAAGAAAUCCUUGGGGGAGCUAAAAGGUUGUGUUAUAUACAUUACAUAGAGUAGUAACAUGCCAAAUUAUUGA